Messenger RNA from Selaginella moellendorffii, 2244 nucleotides. Its product is annotated as DExH-box ATP-dependent RNA helicase DExH3. The coding region runs from base 1 to 2244 and encodes 747 amino acids. Gene Ontology annotation, cellular component: intracellular anatomical structure; nucleus. Gene Ontology annotation, molecular function: RNA binding. The record is from RefSeq and is a predicted model, not a curated record. Lineage: Eukaryota; Viridiplantae; Streptophyta; Lycopodiopsida; Selaginellales; Selaginellaceae. The transcript has 9 exons.
AUGGUGGAUGCGGUAGGAUAUCAGGUGCGGUUCGACUCAGUGAGAAGCCGGUCUACGAGCCUGCUGUUUUGCACCACGGGUAUAUUGCUAAGGCGGUUGAUGUCUGAUCCAGUCUUGAACGGAGUGACGCACGUAAUUGUCGACGAGAUACAUGAGCGGGGUUUAAACGAAGAUGUCAUCCAGCGCCGUCCCGAUUUGAAACUCAUUCUUAUGAGCGCUACUGUGGACGCUAAGCUUUUUGAGAAGUAUUUCUUGGAUUUGAAUACUCGUUGCAUGGAUAUACCGUCAAGAAUGUGGAAGUAUCUACGGCAAGCGCCUGAAGCCUCCGAUCUGCGGGCCCAUAUUUCAGAGGAGAAUAUCGUCAGAGAAGCUCUCAAUGCUGAAGAUUACAGCAAUGCUGGAGAAGAAAGUAUCGAUUUCACCUUGAUAGAGAAGCUACUCUGUCACGUCUGCGAGCAUGGCCAAGAAGGUGCGGUGCUGGUUUUUAUGACUGGCUGGGAAGAUAUUUCUGCUUUGAGGCGUCAGCUAAGAACCCAUCCUGUGCUAGGCCAUCCUAGCAGGGUGUGGCUUCUUGCGUGCCAUGGAACCAUGUCGCCCGACGAACAGAAGAGAAUUUUUGAGCGUCCACCUUCACGUGUACGGAAGAUCAUCCUGGCAACAAACAUUGCCGAAACUAGCAUCACGGUUGAGGACGUUGUGUACGUUGUCGAUAUAGGAAAAGCCAAAGAGAAGAGCUAUGAUGUUGCAACAAACACUGCAUGUUUGUUGCCAAGAUGGAUUUCCAAGUCGUCUGUGCGCCAGAGGAAAGGCAGAGCUGGGCGUUUGAAACCAGGUGUUUGUUACCAUCUCUAUCCAGAAUCCGUUUUUCAAGCGUUUGAGGACCACAAUGAACCUGAGAUAUUGAGAACAGCUCUACACAACGUAUGCCUCAGGAUUAAGGGAUUGCAACUUGGAGAUAUCCAGACGUUCUUGGCAAAAGCUAUAGAGCCUCCCAACCGACACGCAGUGCACAUCGCCAUAGAGUUCUUGAAGGUGAUUGGUGCAUUGGAUGAAACAGAAGAUCUGACGGUUCUUGGAAAACAUCUAGCAAUACUUCCAGUUGAACCGCAGAUUGGAAAAAUGUUGAUCAUGGGGUGUAUUUUUCAAUGCCUUGAUCCCAUGCUUACUAUUGCUGCUGCACUUUCGUCCCGGGAUCCAUUUAUUCUUCCCGUGGACAAGCGAGAGGUUUGUGCUGGAUUGAUUUUAGUACAAAGCACAUUACUAAGAAAGUUGAGUUGCCAGGAUUCCAAUCAAGCCAAGUUCAAGUUUUCCAUAGGAGAAAUGAGUGACCACCUCGCGGUUGUUCGAGCAUUCAACGACUGGGAAGUGUGCAUGAAGCACAAUACGGCAUCGGAGUUCUGCCGUGCAAACUUUCUUUCCAUGCAAGUGUUGAUAGGAAUGACUUCCAUGAGAAAGCAAUUCCUAUCACUAUUGCAGGAAGCCGGUUAUCUCGACGGCGGCUUGGCGAGUUGCGAAGCUUAUUCAUCUGAUCCAAUGAUUGUCCGAGCUGUGAUUUGCGCUGGUUUGUUCCCGGGAGUUGCAGCUGUUGUGGUAAGUAUGUUUGCUCUUGAACUGUCCAUUUGUGUUGAUUUCUUCGUUCGUUCACAGGCAACUCCUGGAUCAGUGACCCACAAGACAAUGGACGGGACUGUAGUGCACGUUCAUCCAGUAAGUCUCGCUUGUCUUUGCAAUGUUUCAGCUGACAUUAUACACGGAUUUAUGCAGCACUCAGUGAAUGCAAGGCACGAGGAAAGCUGCUUUCCAUGGCUGGUGUUCCUUGAGAAGAUAAAGACAUCUAACGUGUUCAUUCGAGACUCAACGGGUAUAUCGGACUCGAUGCUACUUUUGUUCGGGGGAGCGUUGGUGUCGAUAGGCCAGCUAGCAAGGCCCGACCUCGACAUCUACAAACACCGAGAUGGUCUGCUCAUGCGAGCAGUGAUGCUCAUGAUCAGAGGCGACGCUCUUGCCGGCAAGUUCAUGUAUGGGAAGAGAACAGACGUAGGUACUUUCGAUGGUCUCAUCGGCGACAAGGACUCCAAAGUAGCACUCCGAGUAGCUCUCCUUCGGGAAGGACUGACUAGAAGGCCGUCCGUGUCCACGAAGCUAAACCGAGCAAAGCAGCACGUCUCCACGAUCCAGUUCCGAGCUGAAGAAGCUCCUGGGAAAACUUCCACCGGAGGACGAAGAACGCUUGCGAAGCUUUGA